GAGCCCGGGGGUUCAGAACAAGCUCGGCAGCUGGGUGGGUCCGGGCGUUCGGCGCGCCCUUCAUUGAAGCGGCGGUGGCCGGGCUGGGCGCCGGGAGUGGGAAGCGACGGCGCGGCUGGAAAAUGCCGGUGCAUUCCCGAGGGGAUAAGAAGGAGACGAAUCAUCAUGAUGAGAUGGAGGUGGACUACGCUGAAAAUGAAGGGAGCAGCUCCGAGGACGAGGACACGGAGAGCUCUUCGGUUUCCGAGGAUGGCGAUAGCUCAGAAAUGGAUGAUGAAGAUUGUGAAAGAAGAAGAAUGGAAUGUUUAGAUGAAAUGUCCAAUCUUGAAAAACAGUUUACCGAUCUCAAAGAUCAGCUUUAUAAAGAACGGUUAAGUCAGGUGGAUGCAAAACUACAAGAAGUCAUAGCUGGAAAGGCACCAGAAUAUUUGGAACCACUGGCAACUUUACAAGAAAACAUGCAAAUCCGUACAAAGGUAGCAGGAAUCUAUAGAGAGCUCUGCUUAGAAUCUGUAAAGAACAAAUAUGAAUGUGAAAUUCAAGCUUCUCGCCAACAUUGUGAGAGUGAAAAGCUUUUGUUAUAUGAUACAGUCCAGAGUGAACUUGAGGAGAAGAUAAGAAGGCUUGAAGAGGAUAGACACAGCAUUGAUAUUACCUCAGAGUUAUGGAACGAUGAACUUCAGUCAAGAAAAAAGAGGAAGGAUCCUUUCAGUCCUGACAAAAAGAAGCCAGUUGUUGUAUCAGGUCCAUAUAUAGUUUAUAUGCUACAAGAUCUUGAUAUUCUUGAAGACUGGACAACAAUUAGGAAGGCAAUGGCUACAUUGGGUCCACACAGAGUGAAAACAGAACCACCAGUGAAACUGGAAAAACAUCUCCACAGUGCUAGGUCUGAAGAAGGAAGACUAUACUAUGAUGGUGACUGGUAUAUACGUGGACAAACAAUAAGUAUUGAUAAAAAAGAUGAGUGUCCUACAAGUGCCAUAAUUACAACAAUUAACCAUGAUGAAGUUUGGUUUAAGAGGCCCGAUGGAAGCAAAUCUAAGCUUUACAUUUCACAGCUACAGAAAGGAAAAUAUUCCAUUAAACAUUCAUAAUCAUGAUUUAAGUGUUAACCUAAAUCUACCUUUUUAGUGUUAUCAGGUGUGAUAUGCCACAGGAGUAAAAAAUGUAUUGAAUAAUUGAAUAUUCUCAUCGAGUUAUGAGAAGGUGUGUAUUUGUAGGUAGUACCGUAAGUAGACCUCAUAUUGAUAUGCUAUUAAGUGAAACAGUAGUAAACAUUUAAUCAUGAUCAUCACAUUCAUUUGUCUCUUAGGCCCAAUGACCAAUGUGGUUGAGGUUUCUUAUCAAACUUUAUUCUUUUUCUUUUUUUAAAUUAUGCAAUUUUAUCUUAUCCUUAGUGAACUCUGUUACUAAAUGACUACAGUUAAUCAACAAUUUAAAAAAUUUCCAUAUCUUUGUCACUCAUUGUGUGUUUGUAAAUAAGCCUGAUGAAAUGUUUCCUAUAAAUGGUUUAUACUAGUAUAUUAGUGUUAAAUCAGGAUUGAAAUUUAACCCUACACAUAUAUGUUUGAGUAUGUAUAUAUGACAUCAUCAGCUUACUUAAAACUGAUGACCUUACUUUACAAUCUUUUUUUACCCAAAAUUAAGCUAUUGGGUUUGAAAGCUGAAAGGAGCACUUUUGUAGACUAGCAAAUUUUCUUCCUGUCCUUUUUGAUUGUAUGGUGGUGACCUAUUUUUACAAAUGAUAAUGUUAAUUAGUAAAAUUAGUGUCAAGUAAUGAUAUGCUUCUCCCUGUAUUUUUGUGAACCUUUAGAAGGCAGAUAUUUAUGCCUGGUAUUUAUGACACAGUAUGUAAAUGGUGGACAGUAACUGACAGUGUUGUGUGCUUGCUGUACGCAUCUGAUCUUUUGGGACAGAUUUUUAGUAAGCUUUUUCCAGAGGUAAAGUUAUGUCCUUAUUUUAUUCCGAGGGGGUUAUAGUCAAGGAUAACUUCCUUGAAUCUAUUUUCAAAUUAAUUUUAUCUUCAGUGUUUUUAUACUUUAAGGCCAUUUGGUGCAAUUUAGAAAGUGUUGGCCUCUUUUCCCUUAGCCACAUUCAAAAUUAACUUCCAAAGCCUCAGGAACCGUCAGAGUCUUAACCCUUAAAUCAAUAUAGCAGCACAAUCUGAUGGCUGUAAUAUAUAUUUAGGGAAUAGCCAAACCGAGUAUUCCUGGUGGUUUUGUGCACUUUAAUUUUUGUUAUAGUGACACUUAAGAGAAUGUGGAAGAAACCUAGCUACUAACACUUAGGGCAGGAAUAUCUGCAUUAUUCCGUUUUAAAAUUUAUUUUUAUUAUUAACUCUUUUACUUCUACAAACAUUUUCCUUGGAGAUCACUACUUCACAGUUGCCAAAUUUAAAAAUAUUUGACUUCUGAAAUUCAUUAUCAGCAAAGUAAAGUUACUUUGUUCUGUUUCUAAUUAGCUUUAGCAAAUGUAUAUAAUGUCAUAGUCAUAAUCUAAUAGUGUUUGAUAGUUCUUAUGUAUACAAUGUUUGAUAAGCAUUUUUAAUAAGAUUUGUAUUUUUAAAUUUAGUAUAUAAUAAAAAGAUGUGUUUGAGUGU
This is a messenger RNA of Chrysochloris asiatica (Cape golden mole), 2599 nucleotides long. It is a transcript of the gene BRMS1L, whose product is annotated as breast cancer metastasis-suppressor 1-like. The transcript is spliced from 10 exons. Lineage: Eukaryota; Metazoa; Chordata; Mammalia; Afrosoricida; Chrysochloridae. Gene Ontology annotation, biological process: negative regulation of transcription by RNA polymerase II. Gene Ontology annotation, molecular function: histone deacetylase binding. The record is from RefSeq and is a predicted model, not a curated record. The coding region runs from base 123 to 1094 and encodes 323 amino acids. Gene Ontology annotation, cellular component: Sin3-type complex.